GUGUACAAAACUAAGACCUAACUGUUUGCUGCAGAAUCUUUUGUGCUUUAUUGUGUCAACAUAAACAUUGAAAACAUGGUCCAGGGCACGUUUGAUUGCUUCUAAGGAUGUAUUCUUGUUUUCACAAGCACCUGUCUACGACUAAUCCUUACGUUGUAUACACGUUACAGACGGAUUACUGAGAAGGCCGAUGAUUAUUUUCUAAACGACAGAGGGAACAGUAAAUUAUGUUUCAUUUGCCGUAUAGUGGGAUGUUAAUUCUGACAUUUUUAUAGUGUUACCCGAGACCCAAGUUUUGGAAAGAUUUAACUUUUUUGCAACACCAGUUCACACAUGGUAAACCCACAGCUAAGCUCAUUUGGUGAAUGCAGUUAGCAAAGGGUUUUCUGGCAAUUUUAUUUUUUAUAUUUUUGUCUGCUGUCUUCAGAAUCUGGAAAGUUCAGUAAGAUAUUCUGCGACGCCCUCAUGAAUGUCUCUCUUCCUAGAUCAUCGGCGCGUUACGUAACAGUGCAAAGGCAUCAUGAUGAAGUUUCUUAAUUCUCGGUUCUUGUUUAAACGUAAACACCCAUAUAUGCAAAGUCAGCUGGGGACAAUACGUCAAAUAACUGGAUGAGUGUUAAUCCGUUGCAUCUGUUAUAUAGCUGAAUUUUAGGUCACUAGUAUGUAUCGAUAUUUCUCAAAUUUCUUUUUAUGUGGUGUUUUUGGACAGGUUGUUUGACGAUUUUUCUUUGAUUCUUCUACAUCUGUGGUAUUGGAAGUAUUGUGGCCAUUUAAAUUAAAAAAUUAGGUAAAACAGUUCAAAUUUCAACCGCGUGGUUUAGUAUGGGUCAGCGAUCCAAUGGAUUUUAAAUUCUGCAAAAUGUGCACGCGCUACUAAUUAGAGACCACUAAUUGCCCAGUCUUCGAGGGAAACACCCCGUCUCACUUGUACAGUUUAAGAUAUUUUGUGCAACGAUCAUCAAUCCAAAAUGCAACUUUCAAAAAUCAACCAGAACAUUUUCGAAAUGUUUGGAAUAUUUUAUCUCUGUUUUGGACUUUUCUCCGCUGUUAAUGCUCUUCCCGAUUUCCAAGACGGUGACAUAAGGCUGAUAGGCGGACGUACGGAGAAUGAGGGGACGGUCGUCAUUUAUCACGACGGACGCUGGGGGAGCAUAUGUGACAGGGGUUGGGAUAUCAGGGACGGGAAUGUCGCCUGUCACCAGCUUGGCUUCCACAGAGCACUCCAGUCUCUUCGCCGCAGUCCAUAUGGCCCCGGACGCACACACCGAUGGCUGACAGGCUUGCGUUGUGGUGGAAGGGAGCUCAGGCUUGAACAAUGUCGCCCUCGAAGAUGGGGAAUAGAGAGGGAUGAGAGACACUGUCAGCAAUACAGUCGUUCUGCGGCGGUCGUCUGCAUGCCAAGAGCAGCACCCUCGGCAUCUUCUUCUACGACAACCACCACAAAGGCAACCACAAAAUCCCAAACCACAUCCACAACAGAAAGCCCAUCAACAAAACAGAUUGCAAUAACAUCCAAGCCAACGACCAUUGCACCGAAAACUUUAUUUGUUGAAAAUAACAUUCCAACAGUUAAAACAAUUCUUGAAGAAGAUAUUGAUGAGGUUAAUAAGGAGAAACACGCAAUUUCUGAAAGAUAUUCGAAUAGAAGCAUAAUUUACGAUGAAAACAAUAACAAUGAAAAUGUCAUUCCCGAUCCGACUGUCACGAAUAAUAGACAAAUUAGGUAUCGUCUACAGUAUGAUGCUCAGUGGAGUGACACAAGACGAACGAAGGAUAUUGAAACCUCCCCAACAACAAAGAAACCUUCCACGACAACAAAGAAACCUUCCCCAACAACAAAGAAACCCCCUACAACGACAAAGAAACCUUCUUCAACUCCAGCUGCACCUGCGCCGCGUUUUAGAUAUGAAGCUGAAGUUUAUUCUAUUAAUUUACCAAUGCGACGUUGGGUGAAAGAUCCUCUUUUAAAAUGUUGGGUUCUAGCUACAGUUCGAGGAAAGAUACUCAUUGCAAAACCUGGAAGACGUCCUAAACGAAUAACGAAAGAAGAGUAUUAUGAAAGGCGGCGAAAUGAACUCGAGGCACAAAGGGGUAUAGAAGAUGUUUCAAAUGAAAUAACAACACGAUCUCCACUGAAUGAUGCUUCCGAGACGCACGGAAAUGUUGUAAAUAACCGUAUAGCAGACCCUGUGAGGAGGCGAACAACAACAAAACAGACAACAAUAACAACGAAGAAAACAUUAACAACCCCAACCACAAUGAAACCAACAACACAAAAACCAACGACAACGACCCUCAAACUUACCGCAAAGCCAGCUACUUUGAAAACCACCAUCAAAUCAACGACGACUACGACAACAACACCAAAACCUACGACACAGAAACCUACAACACCGAAACCUACGACGCCUAAACCUACAACGCCUAAACCUACAACACAGAAACCUACGACGCCGAAAACUACAACAACCACAACACCAAAACCUACAACAACCACAACUGCUCCUGCUCCAGCCGAUACAUAUGAUGAUGAAGUUUAUGCCUUAAAGCUGGUCAAGAGUAAAUGGAUCAAAGACGACGAUCUUGGACUGUGGGUGAUGCUCUCUAGGUCCGGAAAAGUUCUUAUUGCCAAGCCUGGUCAGCGAUCUAAGAAAGUGACCGAAGAUGAAUAUUACCAAAUGAGGAGAGAAAAGAUUCGUGAAACACAGUCUCAUGACCGUAUGAAAUCAGAUGAUCCAUCGCCGGGACAGGAAUCAGGGCGGGCCCCAGCUCCAAGAACAAGGCUGCUGUCCAUUGGCACUGGAGGGGAUAUUAUUAAUGGUAAUGCUAGUGAUUUAUCCGUGUCAUCCGAUGUCAUGAUUGGUUCGGAUCUUAAUACUUCACGCAAUGGAAAUGCAGGCAGGCAUGAUUCACGCUUUGGAAAUCGUCACAGACACGGGCAUGGAUCAGGGAAAAUAAAGAUAAGACUUGCUGGACACCGAGCAAAUCGUGGGAAAAUCGAAAUUCUUCCCAAAGGAAGAGAAGAAUGGGGUGUUAUUUGUGGGGAUCAUUGGACAAUGAGAGAAACUAUGGUUGUUUGCAGGGACUUAGGUCUUGGCUAUGGACAACAACAAAUAACGAAAGCGAUCUUUGGAGGUAGUGACCAGAAAAAGUAUUAUUCUCGGGUUCGUUGUAAGGGGAAUGAGAAGAGGGUGUCCGAUUGUGAGUGGGUGGAACACGAGGGACCGGUGCAGUGCUCCUCCCGCGACUCGGUGGCUGGGGUCAUCUGCACAUCAGCACUUCCCGACUUAGAACCCAGCAUUUACAUGUUAGAAACAACGACAUUCCUGCAAGAUAGACAUUUGUAUUACCUCCAGUGUGCAAUGGAAGAAAAUUGUCUGGCACCAUCUGCUUACGAAGCACAACGGUCACGAUACUGGAGACAGAGUACUCGCCGCCUGCUGCGUUUCUCUAGUGUUGUCAAGAACAUUGGGACGGCGGACUUCAAGCCAAUGACUGACCGUAGUCAGUGGGAGUGGCAUGCCUGUCACAUGCAUUACCAUAGCAUGGACGUUUUUGCCCAUUAUGAUAUAAUGGACCAGAAUGGAAAUCGUGUAGCCGAGGGAUUAAAAGCCAGUUUUUGUUUAGAAGAUUCUGCUUGUAAUCCGGGUAUUUUUCCAAAAUAUAGCUGCCAAAACUAUGGCCAACAAGGAAUAAGUGUUGGCUGUUCAGACAAUUACAUGGCAGACAUAGAUUGUCAAUGGGUUGACAUUACAGAUUUAAAACCUGGAGAAUAUAUUUUCAAGGUGGAAGUCAACCCGAAAAUGUUGGUUGCUGAAAUCAGCUUUGAUAAUAAUGCCGUUGUAUGUAAUCUACAAUACACAGGGUAUUAUGCAAGGCUAUCGAAAUGCAAACAUGCGUCACUGUUAUAGUACUGUAAUUUGAAGGAUAUGCAACUUGUUGGAAGAUAUAUUCAGAACGUAAUAUGAGAAUCUGAAUAAUUGUCUGAAAACGUUCGGUUGCAUAUUCAACAUUCAAUAAUGACAUGGUUUACGGAUAUUUUAACAAGAGUCGUCUAUUUUAUUAAGAAACAUACAUUCUACAAAAAUACCAAGGGAAGCUCACCAAUUUUAUCUGAAAGACAAGUUAAUAUAUUCACAAAAAGUUUUUGGGUAAAAAUUCCGACAACAAGGGGGAAAAGAUACUUUAAAAAUUAACUCGUAUACCGGUAUUUCAAUUUGGUUUUUUUUCUUCCUUGUGGUAUGAAACUUAACUGGUUCAGUACUUCUAAGACAUGUUACGUAACUAAAAAGACAUAAUGUGUCUUUCUCAUGUUCUGUAAUUGUAUAGUAUUGUGGACUUCUAAUGAGAAGGUUAAAUAGCUGUGAUAUUAUAUCAUGCAUUUUAUAAUACAAAGCUUGUGCUUUUAUUUAACUUUUUUUUAUUCCAGUGAAAUUUUGGACAAUUCAGCAUCUUUUCAUUCCUUGUUCUAUUUUAGAUAGAAAUGUUCUUAAAGUCUGGUUCACAAGAUUAUGUGAAAGAAGCACUCGAUCAGUGAACACUAUUUUUUUCAAAAUGUUAGAGAAAUUCAUUUCACAAAGAUGUUGUAUUUCCGUCCAAUCUAAAUGAAUUCCAUGUCUGAGAACGAUUUUUUUAAUUUGAAUUCCGAGUGUUUUUGAAUCAUUUAAAAACAUUAUAUGAGCAUUUUACUACCAUCACUUAAUAAUUUGCUUGGCAAACAUUUACCAUAAAAACAUCAUAUUAUAAAAUUGUUUUGCAUUACCGAAAAUCGGAAAUGAGUAACUGAAAUAUCGAAGAUACAUGAAUAUCAGUUACAAAACAUAAUUUCCGAAGAAAAUUUAAAGGUUAUGACAUGUAUUUUCCAUCAACCAGAAUGCAGUAUUAGGCAAGAUGCUUUUAAAGUAUUCAUUGAAGUUAUCAGCACUAUUUUAUAAGCUACACGUUGUAGUCAAGUUAAACUCAAUAGAAUCUCAGAACUAUGAUAGGUUCCCCAUAGCAAAAGAGUUGACUUUAUAUUGCUUCAAAGACUUGUUCGCUAGAGUUGCGAUAUGUUCCUCACUCGUGAUAACUUCAAGGCCUCAACCGGUAUUUCAUUUUUGAUUUUUCCAUAUUGAUGAAGACCGAAGUUUUCGGUAAUGCAAUUCUGCUUUUAUUAUAUAUGGUAACAUGUUUUGGAUUAAAUGCUUUAGUUAUGUUGUUUCAAGACAUGUUGAUUGCCAGCAAUAUUUUUUUCAUAUCAUUUAAGUUUAAAAAUGAUUAAAAGGUGUAUUUUAAUCCCAGAAAUCAUACGUGCAUGUUUUUUGUUUUAGUUCACUGAUAUAGCAUAUAUUAAACAUUUCAGUUUUUACUCCAAACAUAUGUAUUCGAAGUAAUGCAUUGAUUGAAAUUCCUUACUACAUGUGAAACUAAAACGCAUUGAUAUUAUUUCAUUGAUUAUUGCUUGAUGUAUUUCAAUAUUUCGAGCUUACAUCUAUGAUGUACCGUUUAAUGUGAACAUUUUUGAGCAAUACAAUCUUCAUUUUAGUGAAACAAUUCAGUCCUAACUUAAUGUCAAACAUAUAUUUUGUUAUUUAAUUAUACGUGUAUCUCGUUUUUUCAACAUUCUUAUGACUGUUAAACAAUUAAAUGAAUUAGUACUAGUUUUA
Messenger RNA from Saccostrea cuccullata (small rock oyster), 5645 nucleotides. RefSeq lists its product as uncharacterized. Bases 969 to 3911 code for a protein of 980 amino acids. The record is from RefSeq and is a predicted model, not a curated record. Lineage: Eukaryota; Metazoa; Mollusca; Bivalvia; Ostreida; Ostreidae. Gene Ontology annotation, cellular component: membrane. Gene Ontology annotation, biological process: peptidyl-lysine oxidation. The transcript has 10 exons. Gene Ontology annotation, molecular function: protein-lysine 6-oxidase activity; copper ion binding.